Salpingoeca rosetta is the source of this 1406-nucleotide messenger RNA. RefSeq lists its product as uncharacterized. Lineage: Eukaryota; Choanoflagellata; Craspedida; Salpingoecidae. The transcript is spliced from 9 exons. The record is from RefSeq and is a predicted model, not a curated record. Bases 50 to 1156 code for a protein of 368 amino acids. Gene Ontology annotation, molecular function: protein binding.
UGAUGACUCAUCAACCGCAACGGACGGACAAGAGUACAACGGACGGCAGAUGGGCAACGCCCUGACGACAUGCUGCUUCCUUGGGCAGCAGGCCGAUGAUGAUGAGGCUGCAGAUGGGCUGGGCAUGAUGGUCAGCCCCAGUGGUCGCGGUUACAGUGGCACAGGCGUUCACGAUUCCCGCCGUCUCACAGAGGACAGUGUCAUCGAAACCCCAACAACGUGGCAGCAAGUGAUGGGCGGUGGCCAUGGGGAUCUCAUCACCGCCGUCGCCCUGUGCAAGGACCUUUCCCCACAAGUCAGAUUAGCGUCCACGUCCCUCGAUCAGAGCAUCAAGGUACAGUCGCCCCUCGCGCAGGAUGCCAGCUCAACCUUCACCAAGAGCUUUGACACAUCCCUCUUAAACUCGGCCUGGUUGAGCGCAGAUGCGCUCGCGGUUGGAACGCGUUCAGGGGACGUCGUUCGCCUGAUUGCCGGCCACGCGAGCCUGUCGGAUGCACACACCAUGGGCUCGCACCAGCUCGGUGUGACGGGUAUGGCCGCGUUUGGCGGGUACCUCUGCACAGGAUCGCGCGAUGGCGAGGUCAAGUUCUGGGACCUGGCCACUCUCGUCAACACAGCAUCUCUCAAAGUGCAUCGCAACGUUGUGACGGCGAUUGCGCCAAUGGGCCCGAAUUUGUUCUGUCAGUCGAGUGAAGACAAGAGCCUGCGCGUGUGGGAUGUGCGAACAGGAAGCGUCGCUGUUCAGUUCCCAAAGCAGCAGUACAUACUGACGAGCUGUGCUGUUGCUGGUGGUGGACGUGACAAUGCCCACUUGAUUGUCACGGGUUCCUCCGGUGGCGGUAACCAGAUGCAGGGCGCGCUGCUCACGCUGUGGGAUAUUCGAACAUCCGGCAAAGUCCAAGACUUCCGAGGCCACGAAUCAGGCAUCUCAGAUUGCUCCUUCAUCAACGAGCGGCUGUUUGUGUCCUGCUCCAAGGAUUCAACCGUGAGGUUAUGGGGCGUUGACGCACAGAGUGCUCUUGACACCAUGUACUUGGAGCGGGCGCCCACGUGCUGUGACACAACACGCGAUGGGCUGCUGGCGUUUGGAAACACCAAAGGCGACCUGUUUACUGCUCAUGUUGACACCGCCUCUCCUGGUUUCCUCGCCACAUAGUCCAAUUCAUGCCACCCUCAUCAAAGAGGUGUGCCUGUGAGUGUAGUUGAUGCCCGUUGGCAGGAGCAGUUGACACAUUCCACCAGCGUCAUUUCUCCUCUCUGUGUAUAUUUCUAUCUCCUUCGCCCCUCGCAUUGUCUGUACACACCCAAUGCGCCUUGCUGCCUUGCUGCCUCGCUGCCUCGCUUCCUUGCUUCCUUGCUCUUUUCAUUGUGUUGCGAUCCAUUGACAAUACACCUCAACCCCCCCC